Molecule: messenger RNA, 972 nt
Organism: Leptonychotes weddellii (Weddell seal)
Lineage: Eukaryota; Metazoa; Chordata; Mammalia; Carnivora; Phocidae
Source: RefSeq, a predicted model, not a curated record
AUGGGGAUAGGGCUUAAUGAGGUUUUAAUCUUCAUUAAGCUCAAUAUAAAUCAACACCAUGACAUAACCUUAGACGGAAAGAUAUUCUGCCGACGGACCGCUUGUGAUUGCCGGAAUCCAAGUGUUGACCUUUUCUGUUGCCCAGAGUGUGACACCAGGGUCACAAGUCAAUGUUUAGAUCAAAAUGGACACAAGCUCUAUCGGAGUGGAGACAAUUGGACUCAUAGCUGCCAGCAGUGCUGGUGUCUGGAAGGAGAGGUAGACUGCUGGCCACUCCCUUGCCCCAAUUUGAGCUGUGAGUACACAGCCAUCUUGGAAGGGGAGUGUUGUCCCCGCUGUGUCAGUGACCCCUGCCUGGCUGAUAACAUCGCCUACGACAUCAGAAAAACUUGCCUGGACAGCUAUGGCAUUUCAAGGCUUAGCGGCUCAGUGUGGACAAUGGCUGGAUCUCCCUGCACAACCUGCAAAUGCAAGAAUGGACGUGUCUGCUGCUCUGUGGAUUUGGAGUGUCUUCAUAAUAACUGAAGUAUUUAAAAUGGACUCAUCACUGUGGGAGAAGAAUGGAUGAAAUGAAAUGAAAUGACCAUCCAGCAUGGUGAAGAACAGGAGUUGGUGUUUAUUUGUUUUUGUUUUUUUGUUUUUUUACCACAGACAGUUACCAAAGUCUCCGUCUGAGGAAGGUGUUCGGGGGUUGCCUUUUGGACCUACCACUUUGUUCAUUCUUGCUAACCUAGUGUAGGUGACCUACAGUGCAGUGCUUUUAAGUCUCUGGUUGUUAAAAGAAGUUUCCCGUGUUGUAAAUCACGUUUCCCUUGCCAAAUCAUUUGCGAAUACAUUUAAAUGAUCUCAUGGUAAACGCUGAUGUAUUUUUUGAUUUAUUUUGUGUACAAACAUAAUAGAGACUCAGCGCUUUUAAUUUAUUUUUUUCUUGGGUUUUGGAUCAAAUUCUACAAAUAAAGUUGCCUGUUGUGA